Molecule: messenger RNA, 2504 nt
Organism: [Candida] anglica
Lineage: Eukaryota; Fungi; Ascomycota; Pichiomycetes; Serinales; Debaryomycetaceae
Source: the annotation of a GenBank genome assembly
UUUACAAACUUUUGUAUAGGUGAUGGGCGAUAAAAUGGAUCUAGAUGAAUCUAUCGAACACGAGGUACCGCAGUAUGGGUUUCCAGGGGAUUCAACGCCCCUGUUUGGGCAGAUAAAGACUCCCAAUCAGCAACCCAGUGAGGUCUUUGACUCCCACCACGAUAUUCAAACAGACACAAUCAACAACACAUACAGAGCCCCGGGAAAGAUAACCCCGACACCCAUAGAUGUCUCCACAGUAAGUUCAUUAUCAUCGAAUGCAAUUGGGAGUGGGGGUCCCGGUCCAGCGUCGGACCUUCGAUUCCUCUCGCUGGCCAACUUUUCGUCAGACUCUCUCCCAGGCACCCCACCUACACCAUCCAAUAACACCAUGGCGUUUGCUGCUCCGAUGUCGGCUAGCUCCUCCUGGAGAGGUCUUAGCAACCCGUCGCUAGCCAACUCGCCAAUGCUUGGGAACAUGAGAACUUCUCCCACGGGACCGAUUGGUGGAAGUGCCGCCAAUGGGAAUGGACCUAACGGCCGUUCCGCUAGACCAAAAUCGGCCAUUUUUAUGAUGGAUAGCAAUAGUUUUGCCAUUGCAGAAGACGGUAGCCCUGUUCAGGAAGCCAUAGACAACACCCCACGAGCCAGACGAAGUUUCCAUUUCGGUGCGGGCAGCAGUUCCAUGGCAAACUUUGGAGGAGCUUUACCUUCAAACUCGUCUGCUGCCCGGUCGUACACCCCUGUAGUACCCAUGGCGCCUCCAAUGGGGCCACUGGGCAGUCAAGGUGCCCCAUCGAUCCUGUUUGCACAACUAGGAGGACCCACCCCGCCCAGGCCCGGAAGAAGAGGUUCCGCGAAUUCGUCAGCGGCUUCAUCAAGGAGCACGUCGCCUGUUCGGUCAAGAUCGCCCGUCCGUCACCAACAUUCUAGAAAGCAAUCUAUGAGUCCUAUUCGUAAGAAUAACCUCAGUAUUGGUGGUGGUGGUGCUGGCGGCGCUGCGGCAGGAGCUUCGGCUUCACCUUUCAAUUUCAAACCACUUCACCACGACUCGUCGUCGUCAAUCUCUCUCAAGCCAGCACAACGUAAAGGUCACAAAUACAAGCACUCAUCGGUAUCGAUGAACUUCUUCCAGGAACCUCCGCCAGCUCUCUUGAACUCGUAUAACCAACCACUCUCGAUCCCGGCGCUGUUCCCGAUCCCAACCUUCCGUGAAUCGCUCACACUGGUGAAACCUCCACAAAGAGUGAAGUUGUUGUGGUCCGGGUUCCAUUUGCUGCUCUCUAUAGCAGUAUUCUGCUUAGGUAUCCACUUGGGCCUUCCAACGCUUCUGACUUUGGCACAUUUGGUCUUUUACGAUGCAUUGGGCUCGUUUGUCACUGUUUUUGUUGACGUUAUGUCCAACUUUGACGUUUGGGGCAGUUCCUCGUUGCAAUAUCCAUUUGGAUUGGGACGGUUGGAAGUUUUGGUUGGGUUUGCAUUAUCAACAAGUUUGGUGAUGGUAGGAUUAGACUUGGUGAGUCAUGGGUUGGAAGAAUGGGUAGUGGAAAUGAUGGGAGAUGAAGUAGUAGAGGCAGUCGCUACCGAGAAAGUAAUGGACGCUGUUGGUGACGCUACAGCUGCAGUUGCCGCAGCUGCGGCAGCAGCUGGAGCUGCCACCGCCUCCCACGGGGAUUCUUCGCACCAUAUUCAUCAUUCAUCAACUCCAACCCAUUUCACCCUUUUCCAAUAUACCAUAUACCUCUCAACCCUUCUUUUGGUCAUCAUUACUACAUUUAUUUCAUCGAAUUAUGUCCUUCUUCACGAUAGAAUUGCCGCUAUCGUGCAAGCCAAUCACCAGCAGCAAUCAGACGUGAUUGCCCCGCCUAAAAAGCGUGGCUAUGGUCUUUUGACCGGUAAGAACACUUCCAAAGGUAAUGGCCUUGAUUCUGAGUCACAAUCCGGUACCAAUUCAUCAUCAGUAACCGGAUUGAAGGCUAUAACUGCAUAUUUGGUUUCAUUUUCACGUAAUCCAACCCAAUUCCUUACCCUUGCCUAUUCACUUUUAUUGGUGAUUUUACCUCUUCUUCCUGAACUAGACCUCAAUGUUGAUCUCAAUGAGUCCACCACACUUGUGGUAGCUCUUCUUCUCAUAUACAAUGGUUGGAGCCUAGCAAAGACUCUUGGUGGUAUUCUUCUUCUUCUGUACCCUUCCCUGGAUUAUCAAUACUAUCUUCUUAAGCAAAGACUCGUGGAUAGUAUCACACAAUUGGAAUCAUACAGACAACUGUACACGAUGUCACGAUUGUUUGUCACCAAGGUGAACUAUGAAUUACUUGUAGUCGGAGUCCGCAUGAACAUGAAGGGUGCCAGCAGUGAUGAUGAAGCUAGAAUUCGGUUUGAAGUAACAAGAAUUAUUCGAUCAGAAGUUGAAGAAGCUGCCAAAAAUGGGAGAAAUAACAAAGUUGAAAUAACUUUGGAUAUCGAGAGAUAGGAUGGUACAACACACAUAUACUUAUAUACUUACAUAAAAACCAUGAAAGUCA